CAAUAUUGCUGAUUAAAAAGAAUUCCAGAUAGAAAAAUGAAUUAGUUUGCACACGUCCUUGAUAGAGUGCAGACAUUGGCUUGCUACCUCGAAACACAAGAUAAUUUCAAAGCCAAAGGUGAGUGGGAUUAAACAUUUUAACUAUAAGUAAUUAAGUUUCCAUACAAUCAUUAUAAGCUACUAAGUCUCUCUUAAGAACUAGUUAAAUGAUAACUAUAUGAUAAAUGGGUCCGCAGUUAGCGAACUCUUUUGUAUCUUGUGACCUUUUUUGUGAUAGAGAUAUAUUUGUACUACUUUAAAGUAGACAAAUUUUCUUGUCGGUUUCAACACUAUAAUGAAAACUGUCUUUUUAUACAGAAUUAUUAGUACAAUUACUUCAUACAUUGUUUUCCCAGCAUAGCAAAAUUUAUAUGUCUUGGCUUGCCCUUGCCCUGUUUGCAAACUUAAUGCACAUUAUGAUAAGCAUGCACGUCGGUGGAUAAACAGUAAAUUUAGAAGAUUUUCAACAUAUUUAAAUACAAUUCUACCCUCAAUGCCAGAGGUUGUUCAGCGCUCGCAGAAAUAACACGUUUCUUGGUAAUAAGUGGGGUUUUUUACGUGUAAGACUACCGUGCACUGCUUUUUGUGUAUUAAAUGGUUCCUAUAGUUACAUACUCCAUACUCAUCAGGUUUACAAUUAAUUAUAAGGAUUUAACGUAACAAUUAAGGAAUAAGUAAAAGUUUACUUUAUGAAAAAAGCCAGGCAGUGGGGUAGAACGAAUACGUUUUUUAAUUCCACACUUAUUGAAUACCUAGGCAACUAUGAACAACACUCAACAGAUAGAUAUUAAAUAAACUACAAGUUAAUUGAUGGUCCCGAGAUUGCCUAUAGUUACCGUUGCUAUGUCCCACAACCCGUUUUGAUUUUGCGUAUAGAAAAAAAAUGGGUAUUCAUAAUUUACGAAUUCUCAUUACUUGUAUAUGUAUAGCGGAUUUUAUGUGCCCUUUUAACGCCAAAUUUAUUGGAUUUUUAAACUUUCGAACAUUAAAUGAUGCAUGUUUGUGGGAUAUUCUUUAUUCUUUAACUCAACUGAGAAGUACGUCAGUUUUGUCGGCAUGGACCAUUGAACUAAAAUAUAUCAGUUUUAGUUCAAUGACAUGGACAUAUCAGUUCCGAUGUGCAUGUGCCUUUAAACUCUUUGCCGGACUAUUUUUUAAAUUUCUGCAAUGACCAAUGUAUCGGUUUUCACCUGAGAUUCCACAUGUGAGAAGAGCCAGUGAAUAGUUAGGUUUGACAAUGACUUUGAACUGAUAAAGUCGAAAUAUUCACUUUCAUUUUUGUUAUCUUGUUUUAUCGGAGAUUAACCAGAACACUUUAAUAGUUCCCACUGGUAUGCAUGUUAAUUUAGCUCCCGUAUUUGUCCGGGCCAAUUUUAAAUAAAAGGAUUAUGUCCACAAAGCCCACAACAUACAAAAAGAAAUAAAUGAAAUAUUUUGGCUAAAAACGCUGUCACUACUUUGUGUACACAAUUUAAUUACUUAUUUCAUAAAACCCAAAUUAAUUUGAAAUCUCAUGCCGAUUUUCUUUGGUAUAAUUAUAAAAAGCGGCAGCGGUACUUUAAUUAACAAACGGAAAUUAUAUUAGAUGAAAAAAUGUUGACUACUUCGAAAUUCUCCUUGUAUUUUUCAGGUAGUGGUUCAAUCAAUCCGAAGCUUUCUUAUUAAAUGAAAGCCAAUUCCAUUUUUCAACAAAUUAAAUGAUUUUAAGACGAAAAUACGUUUCCUGGAACAGGGUGUUGACUUGGACUACCAGAGCCAUAGUGAUCUGUACUUGAUUUAACAUGAGUCUAUCAUGUUGCACCCCCCCGCUUUGUCACCCACGCCUUGUUACCCACUCUCUUUUGAGAGCCCCCCGCCCCUUGUUAGAGUUUCAGGACAACACCACAGACACAGCGAGCCAAAGCUCGCGGGUUGGACUCCACAAGCCAUUUUAAUUACUGUAGUUUUGUCAAUGUGUGAUAAUUACAGAAACGAUUUACAGGAUUAAGCUACAUCGAGCAGCCCAAACAAUUUCUAGGAGCAACUAUGAAAUACGCUCUUCUCAAAUUUUGAAUAACAUAUAUUGGCCGAUAUUAGGCGAAUGAAACAAAAAUCUUGUCUAAUGUUCAAAAUAUUCCACAAAUUAGGCUCAUCUUAUUUUUCAAAACCGUUUAAUCGAGCAAACUUAAUUCACAGUCAUGGUACACGAGGUCAUGACUACAAUUUUGUUAUCCCUAAACCGAACACCAAUUUUUUAAAAAAUAGUCUCGAAUACAAUGGAGCAUGCAGUGGUAUGGAAUUCAAUAGCAAUUGAAAUUAGGAGUUCCACCUCACUAAAAAUAUUCAAAAAUAAACUGUAGAUAAUAAUUUGUUAUGUCAACUGUAUAUAGCUUUAAAUUAUCAUUUUCUUAGUUGUAAAUAAUUCAAAUGUCACGACGUCUGGGAAGACCAUCUCAAUUUGGACGGCAGGCCUCCGUGCUUAUUAAAUAAAGUUCACUCACUCAUGAUCACUCACAAACAGUCAAGCUAUCUUUCAGUUUGCCUGGUGAGGACAUUCAGAGAUGUUGUUUAUUUUUCAGCGAAAAAAUCUUCAAUAUGAAACGAAGUUUGGUUUCUCUGACCUGUGCCCUUCUCUAUCUCACAUGCAGUACACUCGCAGUGCCAAGUAAGUAAUAUUCUGUAAUGGGCGACGGGCGGAAAAAAUAGGGAGGGGGGGGGGGUACAAAUUUGACCGACGUCGAUAGAAAUUGCCUCACAUUUAUUCCUUAUUGGUAGAUGAAUGGAUGAAACACAUCUCCUAAACAGAUACUAAAUAAGAAAAUUUGUUCUUUAUUUAAAAAUACGCCGAAAAUUUCUCACUUUAUACUGCAUGGAGUUUACGUUAAAUGAAACAAAUGUUGAAAUCACGAAAAAACUAACGGCGGAAGCAAGAAUAUUUUCAAUAACAUCGUGGGGAAUUGUUUCCCAAGAUUAACAGGUUUGUUUUCCGAUUACUGUCUUGCAAACACUGUUUUAUUAAACACUGUUUUAUUGGCCUACAUGUCCGGACAAGCCUAAGCCUGUAUCUGUCGCAAUACACCAAUUUAAUAAGCUCUUCUUGGUUUGUUUGUGAUGUUACUCUGAAUGUACUAUCCACACCGGGCGAGCUUGAAAAAUAUGCCCGUCCACGGUGGGAAUCGAACCGUGGCCGGGCAUAUUUUUCAAGCUCGCCCAGUGUGGAUAGUAGACUCAGGGUAACAUCACAAACAUAUCAUAUUCACCUGAGUACACAACACCAGCACAAAAAAAUCUUCUUGGUUUGCCCACUUUCGGAAAACAUGGCUAGGAAACAAUGUUUCAAUAACAUUAUUUCAUGGUUUGUUCACCUUCAGGAAAUAUGGCUAGGAAACAAUGUUUCCUAGUUUGCCCACCUUCGGGAAACAUGGCUAAGAAACAAUGUUUUCUGGCUUUCUCACCUUGGGGAAACAUGGCUAGGAAACAAUGUUUUCUGGUUUGCUAUGCACCUUUGGGGAAACGUGGCUAGGAAAUAAUGUUUCCUGGUUUGCCCACCUUCGGGAAACAUGGCUAAGAAACAAUGUUUUCUGGUUUGCUAUGCACCUUUGGGGAAACGUGGCUAGGAAAUAAUGUUUCCUGGUUUGCCCACCUUCGGGAAACAUGGUUAGGAAACAAUGUUUUCUGGUUUUCCCACCUUGGGAAAACAUGGCUAGGGAGCAAUGUCUCCUGGUUUGCCCGCAACGACUUUAAACGAAAUUUCAAUUUCUUUCAAAUAGUCGGCAAUAAAACAUGCACAAAAGUGGUGGACAUCGCUAUGAUCCUGGACGAAUCUGGCAGUAUCGGCUACAGUGACUUUCAAGACAUUAAGACAUUUGUCGGGGAUGUUAUAUCACACUUCAGUGUUGCCCCAUUUGGAGCGCAUUUUGCUGCAGUGAAGUACAGCGGUAGCCCACGUGAAGUGUUUUCUCUCACCAAGUAUACAGACGCUGCACAGCUGCAUACCGCUGUCAAAAAUAUGAACUACAAGGGCGGAAGCACGUAUACUGGAAAGGCAUUGGAAAUGGUUCAGCAAAACGUAACUGAUUAUUCUUACUUAUUCAUAAAUUUAGAGUGUUCACCUUGACAAAAAAUAAACUUAACCAGGUGCCCUGGACCAUUCGCAAAACCAAGGGUGGGUUGACUACAAAAUUUUUGUAGUUCGCUAUAACUACAGCUACUUCAAAAAUAUGUAGUCAGCUACAACUACUGCUACUUUUGAACAAAGGUAGUUCGCUACUGACUACAGCUACUGCUUAAAAAAAUGUAGCGAACUAUUUUGCUACGCUAUAUUUUUUAGUUUUACUAUAAGUGGAGCAUCUACUAAGUACUAACUCAGGCUGUAAUGUAACCUAUAACAAAUCGACUUACGAGUAGCAACAGUAAACACAAAGCAACAUUUUUGUAAGCACUACAGUGUUCAGGAGUGCAAAUUGACUAUUGAGUAUUGAUUUUAAGCAAACCGUGUCUCAAUAUCAUGCUAUUCUAUCAAGUUGCUAACAAUUUUAAAAAGUAGCGAAUAGCGAUUCGCUGUUUGAAAAGUAGGCCUAGUAGUAUACUUGGCUACUUUUAGGCAAAAUGUAGUUCGCUAUAACUACAGCUACUGUUUUAAAAAAGUAGUCAACAGUCUACUUGAAAAUAUAGUUCGCGACAGUAGCGAACUACAACUACUUCGCUACAACCCACCCAUGCGCAAAACAGCACGUUGGCGGCUUGAACAAUUAAGUGCAAUACAAACGCGAAGACAUCGUUUGGAUAUUUGUAUUGAAUCUGUAUUGAAUAGUUCUAUCAGUCCACUAUAUCUAAACUAUAUUUUGUGUUCAAUAUAUAGACCACAGUAAAACUUUUUUUAAAUGUGUAUAUUACAUUAACAAACGACGUUUCGGAGAUAUACUCCAUCUUCAGGUAGUUAAGAUUACAAUUUGUAAUAAACACAUUUAAAAAAGUCUCACUGUGGUCUAUAUAUUGAACACAAAAUAUACUAUUAACAUGAGGCUCAGGGAAAGUUCGUUCCUAAACAUUUGGUAUAUGUUUAAACUGCUAUCCCUAUAGGUCCAAGGCAAUCCUUUAACGUUUAAGUGUCAAUCAAAGAAAAAGUUACGUAUCCUGCAAUGUCCUCCUAAACUAUAAACCCAUUAGUUUUGUGUGAAAUUUUUAUAGAUAUUUGGGACACAGGAUGACAGAAAAGAUGUCCCUAAUGUAGUGGUAUUGUUUUCUGAUGGUGAAUCACAUGACCACAGCAAAGCUGUGCGUGUGGCGCAGGAGAUGAGGGACAAUGGUGUCGAGAUACUUUGUGUUGGGAUUGGCAACGGGCAAACGCAGAAUCGGCUCAUGAAACAACUUAAAGAACUUUCAAGCAAACCUGGAUAUACUUUUAACAUAACCAUGAACGCUCUGAACACCAUUGAGAAUUCACUGGUCAAAGAUAUGUGUGAGGCAAUUAGUAAGUACACUCAAUUAUUAAAUAACAGUAGACUUAUUAUCGAUUUCAGGUUAGACUUCAGGCCCCAAGGCCAAGUCUCGCUCGAGUUGGGUACCCAGUAUAUAUUUCGAGAGCAAUGGUUUUAAAUUUCCGAGAAAGUUUCAUAAAAGUUUUUUUCCCACCAGGUGCAUGUGCAAGCAAGCCCUGCCAGAAUGGAGGACAAUGUGUGGAUGAUAGCAAUGGUGGAUAUCAAUGUAAAUGUUCACCUAACUGGGAAGGCAAGGAUUGUGAAUUUCCCAAAUGUAAGUAUUUAUUUAGACUUAUUUAGAUGGACACCAUUUACGACCUGUUGUCCUUAAUAUGUUUAGUUCCUGAAAUAACGUCUUAGCCUCGUAGGUUACGCCCUGCUGAAGCGAGAACGAGGGUUGACAAGCGAGAGUUUUCAUGAGAAUUUUCUCAAUUCUCAAGUCCUGCUCAAACGAGAACAAGAGUGGCAUGAGAGUUGACUGGAUAUUACCAACGAGCAAAAACUCUCAUCAACUCUCAUCAUUCGAAGCAGCUCAAAGUUGAUGAGAGUGUAUGAGAGUCGAUGACUCGAUGACAGUUGGCGGUCAAACGCCGCGGGAGACUUGUGGCUAUAAAGUAUGGCGAAACAGGUGUACCUUAUGGCUACAAACCACGAACAAAGCGAGAUGAAUAAUUUAAAAGAUAGUAGCCGGCAGUAAAUCUCGUAACACCCGCCGGCUUGUUUUCAAAGCCCUGGGCCUUCGUACAACUGGCCCAUGAUGGUUGGUUAUUUCUCCAUAUAAAUUGUUGCCAUUAUAUUCUUGAACAUUCCAGGGUGCCUAGCAGCGUCAUUUUCAAAGUGGGGUUGCUACAGUACACCACAACGGCGACCAGCCACAUCGAAACUGUUGUUCAAUCGUCGCAACGCCAUUGAUUGGUUUGCCGGAUGGGAUAAAUAUCUUGAAAAAAUCGUGUGCGAGUAAGGAAUUUUUUAUUUUUCUUACGUCAGUGUUCCUUAACUCUAAUUCUUGUCGAGAAUAUGACAUCCUCGUCCCCAGUCCCAAUAGACAACACACUAUGAUACAAGCUGUUACACCACCAGAAAUUGCACAGAAAAAUGGCCAUGUCGCUGAGUAUUCAUUGCUUGGCAUCGUGGGCUCAGUCAAACAUUUUCGCUGAAAUGAAUAUAACUAGAACACUACCUUCAGAUAAACGUACUGCCUAUCAUCUUCUUGAACCCAAAUCUUGACCCCCAGACACGCGUAUCUGGGGGUCAAGACACUCGUGUUUAUAAUUAUCAUGAUUGACUGAUUGGGCGCUCUUCGCAUGCGUCUAAAGACUGGGACUGACCUUCAAGUUUGGCUUCAAAUUUCCAGUUGGAAGUAGCAUUCCAGUUAUAUUUAUUUCAGUGAUUUUGAUCUGCUUGCAACAAAAUAUGUUCAUUAUUCCUGAGAAAAACAUUGAGGCAAAAAAUGCAAGUGUAAACCAGCCAUUAAUCGUUUUGGGUAGUUCGAACAAAAAUCUCCUCGGCCUUAGAGACUAGCCGAGGCCUGUCAUUUAAUUCAAUACCGUUUUUAUGACAGCUGUGGAAAAGCGGCAAAGGACGAAGGCUACAGAUACUUCUGUAUCGAGUUUUAUGGCGAAUGUUGGGGUUACAAGGACUUUAAUGUGAACCAGCCUCACGCAGGAGCAAAUGCAUGUUGGGGAAAACGUCCUAACUACGACACUUGCAUUCAUAACCAGAGAAGUCCAAUCUGCGUUGGAACAGGCAAACACGGAUACAUCUACGAACUUAGUUAGUCGGGUAAGUUUUUCAGCUUUAUAAGGGGUCACGUCCAUAUUCAUAUUGCCACGCAUAACGUCGAAUCGACGUUAUGAGUGGGUGGGUGGGUUUAUCUUAAUUCUCUCGACGUUAUCUCGAUAAUCUCGUGGCAAAACGAUAAUUUUGUGAAAGUUUUGAAGAAUGUGACUGCCACGCUCGACGUUAUUUAGGGUGGGUGGGUGGGUUUGAGUGUUAACGUCGAUUCGACGUUAUGCGUGGCAACAUGAAUAUGGACGUGACCCCUAACAAACGUACUUGCAGGGAGGUGAGUCCGGGAUUGGACGCACCGAGGGUGGCUGGAAGUUUCCCGAACUUACCGAGCGAAGCGAGGUGAGUUCGGGAAACUUCCAGCCACCCGAGGUGCGUCCAAUCCCGGACUCACCGAACCUGCAAGUACGUUUGGUUUUUAUCCCAUACACCGCGAGCCAUACACACAUUUGUAGUUCUUCGCGAUAUAUUCGUCGAUGUUUUGUGAACAUUUUCCCGGCCAAAAAAAUCACUGGGCAAGAAAAUACUUCUUUAUCUACGUCUACAUUACCUUUAUUGCAUUUUUUCUUUGGUUUUUCUUCAGUCUCAGUAUGUUAGUCAACGAAAAAAGUUCUUUAAAGUUUAGGUUUAUCGGCUAAAUCCAUUGAACUAUAAAUAAACUGGAAGGCUAACUGCUAUGAUGAAGGCCUAUGAUUUGAUGAAGCCAAAAUAGUUUUUCUGAGUUAUGAGCAGAAAUACUUGAUCCCAAACGUCGGGCUAUAUAUCAAAUUGAAGCUAUUGAAAAUUGCUAUUCGGUGUGGAAAUUUCAAGACUUCAGCGAAACGAAAAAUAUUUAAAAAAUACAAAAACAACUGCAAAACGGCAAAUUAUCGGUAAUUAUGUUUGUAGUUUUUCAAUAUUUCCCUUUUAGCUAUAGUCCUGAAAUUUCUACACCAAAUACCGUUUUUCAAUAGCUUCAAUUUGAUAUAUAGCCCAACCUUCAGUGUUGAGUAUUUCUGCUCAUAACUCAGAAAAACUAAAAUGCACUGGCUUCAAUUCCCCCCCCUGAGUUAGCCUUCCAGUUUAUUUAUAGUUCAAUGGCUAAAUCUUGUCCGCCAUAUUUGUUAUUGUUAUUGCAACGUGAGCAGUUUAGCGGGUGAGCUCGGGCGAAAAGCAGGUGAGUUCGGCAAAAAGCAGGUGAGCUCGACGACAAGCUCACCUGCUCUAAACCAAUCAGAAAGCCGCUUUUAACACAGGUAUGGGAUAAUUGUUCUUAUCCAACAUGGACACUGUGUAUAGCCUGUGAAUGUUAUAAGGGGGCGGUGAAUGUCUCUCAUAAGCGCAGUGGCUAGGAUCAUGGCGUCAACAUUUUGAUGACGAACUACGCUUACGCCAAAAUCAUAGGAAAAACCAAGAAGUCGAUCUUCUGUUUGUCUCUGUUCUGUGGCGAUGGUUUGGUUCAGUGGUUGUAUUUGGAGGGCCUGAUCGCAGGUUACAUCUUUCCUUACUUUUCUCUAAACAUCUUUCCUUACUUUUCUCUAGGUGUAAACUUUGCCCACGAAGCACUCACUCAAGUAAAGAAAUUAAGACGAUUUAAUUGCACUUAGAGAUCACAUAGAUGUGCUUGUUCGUGAAUAAAUACAAAUAAAAAAAGCCUCUU
Molecule: messenger RNA, 8925 nt
Organism: Paramuricea clavata
Lineage: Eukaryota; Metazoa; Cnidaria; Anthozoa; Malacalcyonacea; Plexauridae
Source: the annotation of a GenBank genome assembly